Messenger RNA from Miniopterus natalensis, 3564 nucleotides. It is a transcript of the gene TMPRSS9, whose product is annotated as transmembrane serine protease 9. Gene Ontology annotation, biological process: proteolysis. NCBI's taxonomy places the organism in Eukaryota, Metazoa, Chordata, Mammalia, Chiroptera, Miniopteridae. Gene Ontology annotation, molecular function: protein binding; serine-type endopeptidase activity. The record is from RefSeq and is a predicted model, not a curated record.
AUGGAGCCCACUGCUGGUGAAUUACAGCUUGUGCCCAGGACGACAAAAGAAGUCCCUGCGUGCUUCCGAGUGGCCCUCUCUGCAGUGGUGGCCACCAGCAUCGUCAUCCUCACCCUGGCAGUCCUUGUGGCCUCCCUCUCUACACAGGGCGUCGAUGUGGAGCACACGGCCGAGCUGCACGGAAUCCGGUACGCCCGCAGCCUGCAGCAGGCGGCCUCGGACUACUACUGCGCGCUGACGCCCACCCUGGAAACGCUGCUCCACUUUCUGCUACUAGUCCUGCAGUCACUGGACCUGGGCCUGGAGCAGGAGCUGUUGCAGCAGGGACUCCGAGAGAGGCUACAGGGCCACGGCAUCCCCCUGGCUGCCCAUGGCACCAUUGUGUCUGCCGAGCUCACAGGCAACCAGAAGGGGCCACUGACAGAAAGAGACUUGAAAUCAGGUCACUGUCCAGGGCAUGCCUUCUCCUGCAGGAACAGCCAGUGUGUGACCAAAGUGAACCCGGAGUGUGAUGACAAAGUGGACUGCUCCGACGGAUCUGAUGAGGCCCACUGUGACUGCGGUUUGCAGCCCGGCUGGAGGACAGCUGGCAGGAUUGUGGGCGGCGUAGAAGCUUCCCCGGGGGAGUUCCCUUGGCAAGUCAGCCUCCGAGAAAACAAUGAGCACUUCUGUGGGGCCACCGUCAUCGGGGCCAGGUGGCUGGUGUCUGCUGCCCACUGCUUCAACGAGUUCCAAAACCCCACGGAGUGGGUGGCCUAUGCUGGCACAACCCAGCUCAGCGGCUCGGAGGCCAGCACGGUGAAGGCCCGCGUGGCGCAGAUCAUCACGCACCCCUCCUAUAACCCCGACACAGCCGACUUCGACGUGGCGGUGCUGCAGCUGGGCAGCCCCCUGCCCUUCAGCAGGCACGUCCAGCCCGUGUGCCUGCCGGCCGCCACGCACGUCUUCCCGCCCAGGAGGAAGUGCCUGAUCUCGGGCUGGGGCUACCUCAAGGAGGACUUCCUGAUCAAGCCGGAGAUGCUGCAGAAAGCCACCGUGGAGCUGCUGGACCAGGCCUUAUGUGCCAGCCUGUACGGCAGCUCACUCACGGACCGGAUGGUGUGUGCCGGCUACCUGGAUGGCAAGGUGGAUUCUUGCCAGGGUGACUCAGGAGGCCCCCUGGUCUGCGAGGAGCCCUCUGGAAGGUUCUUCUUGGCCGGCAUCGUGAGCUGGGGCAUUGGUUGUGCCGAAGCCCGGCGUCCCGGGGUCUAUGCCCGAGUGACCAGGCUGCGAGACUGGAUCCUGGAGGCAAUUGCCAUGGCAAGCAAGCCUCCGGUUCCCACGGUGGCUCCUGCCCCCGCCACCCCCAGCACUGCCUGGCCCACCAGCCCCAACAGCGGGGUGGUCAACACCCCCACCAAACCCACAGUGGCCCCCAGCUCUGCACCUCUUGACUCAGUGACCGCCUCUAAGCCACAAGAGUGCGGCGCCAGACCAGCCAUGGAGAAGCCCACCCGGAUCGUGGGCGGGUUCGGAGCCGCCGCUGGGGAGGUGCCCUGGCAGGUCAGCCUCAAGGAGGGUUCCAGGCACUUCUGUGGAGCGACUGUGGUGGGGGACCGCUGGCUGCUAUCUGCGGCCCACUGCUUCAACCACACGAAGGUGGAGCUGGUGCAGGCCCACCUGGGUACUGUCUCUCUCAUGGGCAUCGGCGGGAGCCCGGUGAAGAUGGGGCUCAAAAGGACGGUGCUGCACCCCCAGUACAACCCCAGCAUCCUGGACUUCGACGUGGCCAUCCUGGAGCUGUCAGGGCCCCUGGUCUUCAACAAGUACAUCCAGCCUGUCUGCCUGCCCCUGGCCAUCCAGAAGUUCCCUGCGGGCCGGAAGUGCAUGAUCUCCGGAUGGGGUAACACGCAGGAGGGCAACGCAACGAAGCCAGACACUCUGCAGCGAGCGUCCGUGGGCAUCAUAGACCAGAAGGCGUGCAGCGCCCUCUACAACUUCUCACUCACAGACAGGAUGCUCUGUGCCGGCUUCCUGGAGGGCAAGGUCGACUCCUGCCAGGGUGACUCUGGGGGGCCCCUGGCCUGUGAGGAGACCCCUGGUGUGUUUUAUCUGGCAGGAAUUGUCAGCUGGGGGAUUGGCUGUGCUCAGGCUAAGAAACCCGGCGUGUAUGCUCGAAUCACCAGUCUGAAAGGCUGGAUCUUGGACAUCAUGUCCUCCCACCCCCUCCCCACACCUGCCUCCUCCACCAUGAGGAUGCCUGCCACCACCAUUCACAUCCCCAGGACAAUGGCUGGCCUCACAGUCCUGGGGGUAACAGCCAGCAGACCCACCCUCUGGACCACCAGCAGGACAAACAGCCAACCUGCCAACAGGACUGCCACCGCCAUGAGCACAACUACUAGGGGACAGACACCACUUCCAAAUGCCUCAAGGACCACCAAGGACUCCAAGCUACCAGACUGUGGCCUAGCACCUGUGGCAGCGCUGACCAGGAUCGUGGGCGGCAGCGCCGCAGGCCUUGGGGAGUGGCCAUGGCAGGUGAGCCUGUGGCUGCGGCGCCGGGAGCACCGAUGCGGGGCCGUGCUGGUGGCUGAGAGGUGGCUGCUGUCUGCUGCACACUGCUUUGACGUCUAUGGAGAUCCCAAGCAGUGGGUGGCCUUCCUGGGCACACCAUACCUGAAUGGCGCUGAUGGGCAGCUGGAGCGUGUGGCACGCAUCUACAAGCACCCCUUCUACAACCUCUACACACUCGACUAUGACGUGGCACUGCUGGAGUUGGUGGGGCCUGUGCACCGAAGCCGCCUGGUACGGCCCAUCUGCCUGCCUGAGCCUGCACCCCGGCCCCCUGAUGGGGCGCGCUGUGUAAUCACCGGCUGGGGCUCGGUGCGUGAGGGAGGCUCCAUGGCACGGCAACUGCAGAAGGCAGCUGUGCGCCUCCUCAGUGAGCAGGCCUGCCGCCGCUACUACCCAGUGCAGAUCAGCAGCCGCAUGCUGUGUGCCGGCUUCCCACAGGGUGGGGUGGACAGUUGUUCGGGUGAUGCUGGGGGACCCCUGGCCUGCAGGGAGCCUUCUGGCCGGUGGGUGCUAACUGGGGUCACCAGCUGGGGCUACGGCUGUGGGCGGCCCCACUUCCCAGGUGUCUAUACCCGAGUGACUGCUGUGAGAGGCUGGAUCAUGCAGAACAUCCAGGAGUGACCACCCCAUGGCUGUCCAGGCCUGGGAGGAGAGAUGUGAAGGCAGUAGGAACCAGCCAGCCACCAGCCUGAGAAGGGGAGUCCAGUCCAGGUGGUGGGCAGGGGGGUGCUGCCGGUAGUGGAGUACAGUUUUACUGUAUAUUUUGUUCCAAUAAAAAGCCCCUUGAUCCCUAGCUUACUGGCUCAGCACUUCCACAUCAAAGGAAGAACCACUUGCCUGCCCAUGACCCAGGGCCCAGAGAUGGGAUGAAGGAUGGGGGCUGGGGGUCAGCCUCAUCUUCAAGGCUCCUUUUUGUGUGAAUACAUUCCCUCUCAUCAAGGGAACCCAGUAGCAAGCAUGGAAGGGGUGAAUCGGGGGGAGGGGAGGGCAGAAACAGGCUCAGUCUGG